This is a messenger RNA of Vespula pensylvanica (western yellowjacket), 2015 nucleotides long. It is a transcript of the gene Kap-alpha1, whose product is annotated as importin subunit alpha-7-like. The record is from RefSeq and is a predicted model, not a curated record. Bases 158 to 1753 code for a protein of 531 amino acids. Gene Ontology annotation, biological process: NLS-bearing protein import into nucleus. The transcript is spliced from 8 exons. NCBI's taxonomy places the organism in Eukaryota, Metazoa, Arthropoda, Insecta, Hymenoptera, Vespidae. Gene Ontology annotation, molecular function: protein binding; nuclear import signal receptor activity. Gene Ontology annotation, cellular component: nucleoplasm; nucleus; cytoplasm.
CGAAUACCUUGCACACGGAAACGCGUACGUAACCAAGUAGCUGUGUGUACUAGUAGCGUAACGAAGAAAGCAACUACGUUUCUUUAUCUCUGUUUAUCAUUUUUUGAUAUUAUAUUAUUUUUCAAACAAUUGGAAACUGCAGAGUGAGGAAAAUAAAAUGUCAAGUGGACCGACACAUAAGUAUCGUUAUAAAAAUGUGGGCUUAGACUCACAGGAAUUAAGACGACGUAGAGAAGAAGAAGGUGUGCAAUUAAGAAAACAAAAGCGUGAACAACAAUUAUCAAAAAGACGUAAUGUACCUAAUAUUGUUACCGAUGAGGAUAAUCUUGCCACUGCAGAUGAAUAUUCUAUACCUACACCACAAUUACAAAGUGUUGUUAUAACAAAAAAAUUGGUACAAGCAUUAUACAGUCCUAAUGUAGAAGAUCAAUUAGCAGCUACUCAGAAAUUCAGAAAAUUAUUAUCCAGAGAACCAAAUCCUCCUAUAGACGAAGUUAUACAUACAGGAAUAGUACCUCGAUUUGUGGAAUUUUUGAAAAAUGAUAGUAAUUGUACGCUCCAGUUUGAAGCGGCUUGGGCUUUGACAAAUAUUGCAAGUGGGACAUCUCAACAAACGCGCAUGGUAAUAGAAACAGGAGCUGUACCUACUUUCAUAUCGUUACUCAGUUCUGAGUAUGAAGAUGUACGAGAACAAGCAGUUUGGGCUUUGGGCAAUAUUGCAGGAGAUAGUCCUGAAUGUAGAGAUCAUGUUAUUAGUUGUGGUGUCCUUACACCACUUUUACAACUUCUUUCUAAAACUGCACAUUUAUCUAUGACACGGAAUGCUGUAUGGGCAUUAUCAAAUCUUUGUCGUGGCAAAAACCCUGCACCUGUAUUUUCAAAAGUGGCACCAUCCUUACCAGUUUUAGCUCAUCUUCUUAAUCAUCCAGAUUCAGAUGUUCUUGCCGAUACUUGUUGGGCUUUGUCAUAUUUAAGUGAUGGGCCAAACGAUAAAAUACAAGCAGUUAUAGAUGCUGGUGUUUGUAGGCGCCUUGUAGAACUUUUGAUGCGUGAAGAGAGCAAUGUAGUAAGUGCAGCUCUUCGUGCUGUUGGUAAUAUAGUUACUGGAGAUGACGUGCAAACUCAAGUCGUACUAAAUUGUUCAGCGCUCCCUUGUUUAUUACAUCUUUUGAAUUCUUCACGGGAAAGCAUACGUAAGGAAGCUUGUUGGACAGUAUCUAAUAUCACUGCUGGUAACCCUCAGCAAAUACAGGCUGUUAUUGAUGCUAACAUUUUCCCUGUAUUAAUUGAUAUAUUAGGAAAAGCCGAAUUUAAAACUCGAAAAGAGGCAGCUUGGGCAAUCACAAAUGCUACCAGCGGUGGUACUCCUGAACAAAUUCGUUAUCUUGCUUCACAGAGAUGUAUUUCACCAUUGUGCGAUUUGUUAACCGUUAUGGAUGCAAAAAUUGUGCAGGUUGCAUUAAAUGGUUUAGAAAAUAUUUUACGUCUUGGAGAACAAGACGCUAGUAUGCACAAUGGUAUUAAUCCUUACGCAGUAUUGAUCGAAGAAUGUUAUGGCCUAGAUAAAAUAGAAUUCCUACAAUCUCAUCAAAAUAUGGACAUUUAUCAAAAAGCUUUUGAUAUCAUCGAUCGAUACUUUGGUUCCGAGGAAGAAGACACUAGAAUCGUUCCAUCUAUUGAUUCGCAAGGACAACAAUUUCAAUUCACAGCACCCGAUUCUUCUCAACUUCCAGUCGAAGGCUUCGAAUUCUAAAUGAUUAAUUAUUGAUUGAAACCUGGAAUACGUGCUUCUGAAUACGAUGUUCCACGCUAUCUUUUACGAUCCUUAAUCUCAUGAGAAAUGUAAUAUCUCUAAAACUGAAAUACCAACUAGCUGUACGAGUUUUCUCAUACAUUGUAUUAUUACAAAUGCUUUUGAGUUCGUAUUCAUCAAAAAAUAUCAAUAGUACCCCCCUUUAAAAGUACUAGAUUUUUCACAUAACAAUGAAGAUGCAAAAUGAAUAUUUAUCGUAAUU